This is a messenger RNA of Penicillium arizonense, 2058 nucleotides long. Its product is annotated as patatin-like phospholipase family protein. Gene Ontology annotation, biological process: arachidonate metabolic process. Lineage: Eukaryota; Fungi; Ascomycota; Eurotiomycetes; Eurotiales; Aspergillaceae. Gene Ontology annotation, cellular component: membrane. The transcript has 4 exons. The annotation marks the transcript as partial. The record is from RefSeq and is a predicted model, not a curated record.
AUGGCUGCCUGGCUUGACCUCGUCAAUGAGCAUGAAGCAUGGAAUCUAGUUGAUACCAACCGCCUGGAACAACUAGUGCAGGAAUUGCCUUAUCCGAAAUGUCAAUAUCCGUCCCUAUUGUACUUUACUGGAAAUUCAAACCGCAUGAAGGCCUUACGGGCUCUGUUUCCCUACAAUAAUAUCACGCGAAAAGGCCCCGCAGGCUUAAUCCGUCUCCAUCUCAGCACCAAGACUGCCCAUACACAGAAUCCUAUAUUAUUUGCUGAAAGCAGUCUUUGCCUCGAGCAAAGCCUGGGCGAUUCAAAAUGGCUCAAGCAUUCAAUGACAAAACAUCGAACCUUCUCAGUGGCCAGUGCAGAAGGGACGUUGUCCUCCGCAAAGCUACAGCAAGAAGUCAAGAGACAGUUUGUUUUGCCAUGGAGCCAAAUCCUGUGUUUGUUCCUCGAUUCCACCUCAGACAUCCAAGCCGCAAGAAACUUGCUCCAGCAACCACGUCGACAGCUGACCAUUGGCGGUGAAGUGAUACCAUCUCCCAUGCGGAUAGCCAUUGUUGUGACCAACGGCCAACAAGCAACCAAAACCUUCGUCCAGGAAUGCGCACAGCUCCAAAGCCUAACCAAGUCUGGAACAGUCACUGUUCUCGAUCUGAGUCCACGUAGCGGACUGUCCGACAGUGUCGCUUUUGAGCCACUGCACACCUUGAUCCUUGACCAGCUCAAUAUAGUUCAAUCAGAGCAAGUGUCAAAUUAUCGACAUUUCUCAGCAUCCCAUCUCUGUGCUUUCUGGAGCACUCGUUUACAAAACCACGAAUGGAUCCUGGAUGCACCACCAUGUGAUCUUUUAGCAAGAGCCCGGAAGGACUUUACGACAAAUGAAACAGUGCACGAUUGCCUGCGAGAAAUCACGCGGAAUGCAACAUCCGCCGGCUACUCAAAGGAGGAUUUUGAAGAUCUUGUAGCGUCGGCUUUCUUGAUGGAGGCUUAUCCCCCGGGAAUGCAUGGUAAUACCAUUUUCUCUAACCUGAUUCCCAUGCUAAUGUUCACAGGAUUUUCGCCUACCGUGAUAUUCGAGACGCUUUAUGAGAAGCUCUGCCACAGCAUCUGGGACGGUGACUUCAAACACUAUGUUGGUGGCGUAUCAUCCUGCUUCGGCCAAUAUUUUGCAGAGUUGAGCCCUAUUCGGACAUCAGCAUCCAUUCGAAAAGAGACAUUGCAUCGCAUGUAUCGCAGAUGUGGUGGACUUCGCUCUACCACUACUUGUUUUGUCUGUCUGUGUCGCCCACCAGAGCAUAUGCUCCCUUGCAAACAUACACUGUGCGACACGUGUGUUGUGAUCUUUGGGAACUCAAGUUCGCUUGGAGAGUACCAUUUCGACAUUACACAAUGCCCCAUCUGCGAUGAAAGGUUCAACAUCACUAUUCGCCAGCUACCUCCGACCAAGCACCCGGUGAUUCUCAGUUUAGAUGGCGGAGGGGUGCGCGGCAUAAUUCAAUUAGGGCUGUUACGGGCUUUAGAGAAGCGCAUUGGCAUUCCGAUUGCGUCUCUGCCGGAUCUGUGCACUGGAACUAGUGUAGGCGCAUUGUCGACGAUUGACCUUGUUCUCAAUCAAUCUUCAGUCACGCAGUGUUUCAAUGCGUUCCCGGACCUGGCGCGAAACAUUUUUCGUCGUUCAUCAAAAAUCCCAAUUCCUCGUUGUAUCCGGUGGCUUGCCUCGGCGUUCAACUUGACCACAGAUGGUCUUUAUGACUCCGAUGGGCUGGCACAAAUCUUCAAAGCAGCUGUUGGCCCAUCUCGUCGCAUGUUCGAUGUUGCCACGGCUCGCCGUGCGGGUUGCCGGAUCGCCAUUGUGGCAAGUCGCACCUCCGAUGGUAAAGCCUGCGUAUUGGCCAAUUACCGAGGAAUAGGACCGCGCACCGCGAAUACCGCGUAUCAAUUUUUGGCGCCACAUGACGACCAGGAGAAUCCUUUUGUAUGGGAAGCAGCAAUAUGCAGUGUUGCAGCACCCUUUUACUUCCAGACAAAGAAUUUGCCAGGCCUUGGUGUCUUGCAAGAUGGUGGG